AUGGAGUCAAAGAAGCGUGUGAUGCAAGCUGGAUUCGACUACUUUCCGGUCCUAUGCAAAAACUCGUCGUACCCGGGUUUGAUUGGUCAUCUAUUACCGUUUCCGACGUUAACAAAUAUACUCAGCAAGGGAAGUAACCAUUUUGGGUUAUCGUGUUUGAGUAGAGGCAAAUCAGAGGAACUGGAAUUUCGUUAA
Prunus armeniaca (apricot) is the source of this 195-nucleotide messenger RNA. Lineage: Eukaryota; Viridiplantae; Streptophyta; Magnoliopsida; Rosales; Rosaceae. The record is from the annotation of a GenBank genome assembly.